CGGUCAUCUGACGUCCAUCGUUUCUGCUCGUUCCCGGCGUUAGCAGAGAAAGGAGAGCGCGGCUCCGCGGUGCGCGUGAGCUGCGUGUGCACGGAGAGCCUGUUACUUGGUGUCAAAAAAGGGUCUAAUGGAGACGCAUGAACAGGAGAGCUCUGAUACAGAGCCGGGCGCCAUGGAGGUUAAUGCCGGUUACCUCCAGCAGUUAAAAGAUCUGGAUAUCCCAGAAGAAGAAGCCAAAAAGGCUCUAAUCCUAACUGGAAACAUCUCGGCAGAAGAGGCUGCAAUAUUUUAUUUUGACAGCUUAGAAGAUCAGAACCCAGAAGGGGAAGAGGAGCAAAAUUAUUACAAAAUGGUGUUUGUAGUAAAUACGGAGCUGCCAAUGGGCGUGGGAAAGGUGGCUGCGCAGGUUGGGCACGCAGCACUCGGCUUGUAUCAGCUCCUGCUGAAGGACUCAACGACCCGGGACAUCGCCUGUAAAUGGGAUGAAUAUGGGGCGAAGAAGGUUGUCCUUCAAGGUUCUAACACCAUCCACCUAUUGGAGCUGCAGGCACUGGCCAUGAGUAUGAAUUUACCAACCUACCUGGUUCAGGAUGCAGGCAGGACCCAGAUUGCAGCCGGAUCAUACACCGUGCUGUCUAUUAUGGGUGAAGAGGAGCGCGUGAACAAGGUGACCGGCAAGCUGAAGCUGCUGAACUGAAGGAGCAGCGGGGAGGUCAGCGCGGUUCGGUGGUGGUGGCGGCGGCCGGUGGUCUUGGUGGAAUGAAGGCUGGCGCAGAAGCCCAAUGCUUUGUGAAAUCAGAUGUGCGAAAUCUACUCCUUUUACCGCACAGACGGCUCGUGUGCGAUCAGAGAAGUUCCAAGGCCUUCAACUCACAGAUUUACAUCUUAGUGCACGUCUCCAAAAAAAAUAGCGCCGGCAGAAAACCGCAGCCGUUAGUGCUGCCAAAAGACACUAGUGGAACAUGGCUUAGCAUCUCAGCCAAUCAAAGUGGAUAUUACUCUUUUAGCAUAACCGUUUGCUAUUUGCCAAACAGUUUCACUGUAACCAUGGGAUCGUAUAUCCACUUUCAUUCUAAAGCGGGUCAUCAGUAGCGCCAGUGUAUUUGUUUUCUUUGUGGUUACAAAGGGUACGUUAACUCUGCGGAAAAAAUAAA
Spea bombifrons (plains spadefoot toad) is the source of this 1154-nucleotide messenger RNA. Its product is annotated as probable peptidyl-tRNA hydrolase 2. Gene Ontology annotation, molecular function: protein binding; peptidyl-tRNA hydrolase activity. Bases 128 to 697 code for a protein of 189 amino acids. Gene Ontology annotation, cellular component: cytosol; mitochondrion. The record is from RefSeq and is a predicted model, not a curated record. NCBI's taxonomy places the organism in Eukaryota, Metazoa, Chordata, Amphibia, Anura, Pelobatidae. The transcript is spliced from 7 exons.